Phasianus colchicus (ring-necked pheasant) is the source of this 1684-nucleotide messenger RNA. RefSeq names its product adhesion molecule with Ig like domain 1 (gene AMIGO1). Gene Ontology annotation, cellular component: membrane. NCBI's taxonomy places the organism in Eukaryota, Metazoa, Chordata, Aves, Galliformes, Phasianidae. Gene Ontology annotation, biological process: brain development. Gene Ontology annotation, molecular function: protein binding. The record is from RefSeq and is a predicted model, not a curated record.
GACAUCGGGUGGCCAAAGCUGUGACCCCGUGCCAUGCUGCGUCGCCUCGCGCCGUGACCCCACCUCCCAGCCCCCCACCCCCGGUGCCAUGGCGGUGCCGGGCGCGGUGCCGGGCGCGGUGCUGGUGAUGCUGGCGAUGCUGGCGAUGCUGGCGGUGCCGUCGGCCGGGAGCUGCCCCACGCGCUGCGUCUGCGCCUCCAACAUCCUCAGCUGCUCCCAGGCUGCUCUGAGCUCCGUUCCCACCCCGCUGCCGCGCUUCACCGCCGUGCUGGACCUCAGCCACAACAACAUCAGCCGCCUGCGUGCCGACUGGGCGCCGGGCCGCCUGGCACACCUGCACGCCCUGCUGCUGGCGCACAACGGCCUGGCUUUCGUCUCCACCGAGGCUUUCACCCACGUCCCUCACCUCCGCCACCUGGACCUGUCCUCCAACCGCCUCCGCGCGCUGGAGGAGAACCUUUUCAGCGACCUCCCCGAGCUGGAGGUGCUGCUGCUCUACAACAACGAGAUCUCCGCCGUCGACCGUUCCGCCUUCGACAACCUGAGCCGCCUCCGCAAGCUCUACCUGGGGCGGAACCACAUCGCCCGCUUCCCUCUGGAGCUGCUCCGCGAUGGCAGCCGCCCGGCUCAGCUCUCCCUGCUCGACCUCUCCUCCAACCGCCUGCGUUCGCUGCCGGCCGCCGAGCUGCAGGCGCUGCCCGCGUGGCUGCGCGACCGCCUCUACCUGCACGGCAACCCGCUGGGCUGCGACUGCCCGCUCUUCCAGCUGCUGGCCCGCGGCCGCCACCGCCGGCUGAGCGCCGUCAUGGACUUCCAGGAGGAGCUGCGGUGCCAGCUGCCGUCGGCGCCGAACCGGGCGCCGGUGGCCAUUCUGGAAUUGGGCUCCCGAGAGCUGCUCAACUGCAGCGAGGCGAAAGAAGCCGUGCUGGAGGCGUACCUGGGGGACAGCGUCACGUUGGGCUGCGACAGCCGCCUGCGGGCGGCGCACGGCCGCCACUGGGUGACGCCGGGGGGGGACAGGGUGACGGAGGAGGGCGGCAACGGGAGCGCAGCCGUGCUGGCCAACGGCAGCCUGCAGCUGCGGGCGCUGAGGCCGGAGGACGGCGGGACGUACGCGUGCCGCGUGUCGGGUCCGGCUUUUAACGAGACGCUCUACGUGGAGCUGCUGGUGCACAACUUCACCCUGCACGGCCCCCACGACGGCCUCAACACCGCCUACACCACGCUGGUGGGCUGCAUCCUCAGCGUGGUGCUGGUGCUCAUCUAUCUGUACCUCACCCCGUGCCGCUGCUGCUGCCGCGCCGCCGAAAAGCCGCCCGCCCCUCCCCGAGACGACAGCCUCAACUCCUCCGUGCUCAGCGCUACCCCCAACCACGCCGUCGGGGAGCCCCCGCCCCCCCCAAGGCCCCGCAUCGCCGGGCACCGCGCCGCCCCGGGGGGGCAGAACGGGAGGUACAAAGCCGGGGGGAGCCCACCGAUGGCGGCGGUGGUGGGGGGGGCACCGAGGGAGGGACCCCGGGCGCAGAGGAAGGUGUCGGAUCCAGACUCGGUCAGCUCGGUGUUCUCCGACACCCCCAUCGUGGUGUAGGGGAGGGGCACGGUGUGGACGCUCCCACCCCCCCGCCGGCUCUGCAGAGCACAAGGGAUGUGAGGACUGCGGUGGGGAUGCUGUGACGUGGAGCCC